Molecule: messenger RNA, 1767 nt
Organism: Lodderomyces theae
Lineage: Eukaryota; Fungi; Ascomycota; Pichiomycetes; Serinales; Debaryomycetaceae
Gene: CAN1
Product: Can1p
Exons: 1
Coding region: 1-1767 (588 amino acids)
Biological process (GO): amino acid transmembrane transport
Cellular component (GO): membrane
Molecular function (GO): amino acid transmembrane transporter activity
Source: RefSeq, a predicted model, not a curated record
AUGAGUAAUUACGAUCUAGAAAAAGGCGCCUCGUCGUCAUCAGCUGCAAACUCAAUACAACAACAUCCCAACAAUGCCAACUUUGCAGCCCCAGCCAACAACUUGACCCCAUCACAAUCAAGCCCAUUCAGCAUCAAAGAAAAACAAAUAAACACCAACUACAUACAAGACGACGACGAGAUUUUUCUUCGUGACAAUGAAUCAGACAACGAUGGGUCCGUCAACGAAAUCAAACGUGGGUUGAAAGCACGUCACGUGUCCAUGAUUGCCCUCGGUGGUACUAUUGGAACUGGUCUUUUCAUAUCUACAGGAAGCACGUUGGCCUCAGCCGGUCCUGUUCUUUCCCUCAUUUCUUUCCUUUUCAUGACAACAAUUGCAUUCUCAGUCACGCAGUCCUUGGGAGAAAUGGCAACGUUGAUCCCCGUUUCCGGGUCAUUUGCUCAAUUUGUAACUCGGUGGAUCUCAAAAUCGGCUGGUGCUGCUAAUGGUUGGUUGUACUGGUUCAGUUGGGCAAUCACAUUUGCUCUUGAAUUAUCCGUUGUAGGGCAAGUUAUCCAGUACUGGACCGACGCCGUGCCCUUGGCGGCCUGGAUCAGUAUUUUCUUUGUCAUUAUUACUGUGUUCAAUUUUUUCCCCGUCAAAUUUUACGGUGAGGUUGAGUUCUGGGUCGCUUCCGUCAAGGUCAUUGCCGUGUUUGGAUGGAUCAUUUAUGCAUUGUGCAUGGUUUGCGGUGCCGGUAAAACUGGGCCCGUGGGGUUCAGGUACUGGAGAAAUGGAUACGCAUGGGGAGAUGGAAUCCUUGUUUCGGAUACCGCAACCAGUCGGUUCCUCGGUUGGUUGUCUUCUUUGAUCAAUGCCGCAUUCACGUUCCAAGGUACCGAGUUGACCGGUAUCUCUGCUGGUGAGUCAGAAAACCCACGUCGCACAGUGCCCCGUGCCAUCAAGAAGGUUUUGUUUCGUAUUUUGAUUUUCUACGUCUUGUGCAUGUUUUUCAUUGGAUUGUUGGUUCCUUACAAUGACGACAAGUUGACUGGUGGGUCCUACACUUCAAACUCGCCAUUCAUUAUCGCCAUGAAUAACUCGGGAACCAAAGUCUUGCCCCACAUUUUCAAUGCAGUUAUUGUAACCACCAUCAUAUCUGCCGCCAACUCCAAUGUGUAUUGUGGAUCGCGUAUUGUUUACGGGUUGGCAGAAGCUGGGGUGGCCCCUAGGUUCUUUUUGAAGACUAAUCGUGGUGGAGUUCCAUAUUUUGCCGUGGCUUUGACUGCAGCAUUUGGUGCAUUGGGAUACUUGGCCGUCUCCAGUAGUGGUGAAAAUGCGUUUACGUGGUUAUUGAACAUUUCCUCCACUGCCGGUUUGAUCUGUUGGGGAUUCAUUUCCGCCAGCCACAUUAGGUUCAUCAAGGUUUUGAAGAAGAGAGGCAUUAGUCGUGAUUCCUUGCCUUACAAGGCCAUGUUUAUGCCUUGGGCUGCGUACUAUGCUUGUUUCUUUAUCUUUUUGAUUACAUUGAUUCAGGGAUUCCAGUCAUUUUUCAAUGGGUUUAAUGUGACUGAUUUCUUUACUGCUUAUAUCUCACCUAUCUUCUUUGUGGCAUUGUGGAUUGGGUUCCAAAUUUUCUUCCAUGGGUUUAGUUUGAAGUGGAGAGAUUAUUUCGUGCCCUUGGAUGAGUGUGAUAUUGAUUCUGGAGUACGUGAGGUUGAUGAAAUGGGGUGGGAGUCGACUGAGCCUAGAAACUUGUGGGAAAAGUUCUGGGAUGUCGUUGCAUAG